Messenger RNA from Leopardus geoffroyi (Geoffroy's cat), 1025 nucleotides. RefSeq names its product olfactory receptor 56A4-like. Gene Ontology annotation, biological process: G protein-coupled receptor signaling pathway. Gene Ontology annotation, cellular component: membrane. The record is from RefSeq and is a predicted model, not a curated record. The coding region runs from base 16 to 957 and encodes 313 amino acids. Gene Ontology annotation, molecular function: olfactory receptor activity; G protein-coupled receptor activity. The transcript has a single exon. Lineage: Eukaryota; Metazoa; Chordata; Mammalia; Carnivora; Felidae.
UACAGAAUACUUUACAUGGCCUCACCCAGCAACUACUCCAGUGCUCCGGUCUCUGAAUUCCUCCUCAUCUGCUUCCCUAACUACCAGAGUUGGCAGCAUUGGUUGUCUCUGCCCCUCAGCCUCCUUUUCCUCCUGGCCAUGGGGGCCAACGCCACCCUCUUGCUCACCAUCCAGCUGGAGGCCUCUCUGCACGAGCCCAUGUACUACCUGCUCAGCCUCCUCUCCCUGCUGGACAUCGUGCUCUGCCUGACUGUCAUCCCCAAGGUCCUGGCCAUCUUCUGGUUUGACCUCAGGUCCAUCAGCUUUUCUGCCUGCUUCCUCCAGAUGUUCAUCAUGAAUUGCUUCCUUGCCAUGGAGUCCUGCACAUUCAUGGUCAUGGCCUAUGACCGCUAUGUGGCCAUUUGCCACCCACUACGAUACCCAUCCAUAAUCACCGACCAUUUUGUGGUUAGAGCUACCAUAUUUGUUGUGGCCCGGAAUGGCCUCUUUUUCCUUCCUGUUCCAGUCCUUUCUUCCCGACUCAGAUAUUGUGCAGGGAACAUCAUCAAGAACUGCAUCUGCACUAACCUGUCUGUGUCCAAACUCUCCUGUGAUGACAUCACCUUCAACCGGCUCUACCAGUUUGUGGCAGGCUGGACCCUCCUGGGCUCUGACCUCAUCCUUAUUGUUCUCUCCUACUCCUUCAUCCUGAAAGCUGUGCUAAGGAUCAAGGCUGAGGGUGCUGCGGCCAAGGCCCUGAGCACGUGCGGUUCCCACUUCAUCCUCAUCCUCUUCUUCAGCACCGUCCUGCUGGUUCUGGUCAUCACUAACCUGGCCAGGAAGAGAAUUCCCCCAGAUGUCCCCAUCCUGCUCAACAUCCUGCACCACCUCAUCCCCCCAGCUCUGAACCCCAUUGUUUAUGGUGUGAGAACCAAAGAGAUCAAGCAGGGAAUCCAGAAACUACUGAGAAGGUUCUAAGAGGUAAAAUGGAUAACACCUAACCCAGGGAAUAGAAAUUGAUAAUGGGUAAUUGUUUUUAUGAUGCA